UCCACUGUUUAUAAAUCAUAUUAUAUUUGUAAAACGUAAAAAACGCCAAAUUCGAAAGCCAAAUUCAGGCUGAAAGUCGAGCCUGGCUGUGCCCCUAGUGACUCCACACACGUGUGCCUGCUCCCCAUCCCCAUUUGCUGUUUCAGUGGCGCAGCAUCUGAAGGUGAAGGACACCACAGUACGCAGAAGGACAGUACUCAGAAGGACACAAGGACAGGACCCUCAAUGGACACGUGCAAUCACAAGGUCGACAGCGAGAAUCAAAAUUGUGACAUGACCCCAGCCUCGCCCCUGCUCUACGCCAGUCUGAAUGUGCUGCCCGACGAGAUUCUCGAGUUCAUCUUCACCUACCUACCACCCUACGGGGACCUGGAGCACUGCAGCAUCGUCUGCAAGCGCUGGCAUGCCAUUGUCAAGAAUCUCGUGCGCCGCUCCAAGUUCAACCUCGAGAAAGGCCUGACCGACUUUCGGCUGCGCUGGGAAGUCUUCUCGCCACAAACGGCCGCCGCUGCGAGCAGCUCACCCGUGGCCUUUAUUGCUGGACGCUUUGCCCACUCGGCUGUGCGUCAGCGCAACUCCAUGUAUGUGUUCGGCGGCGGAUCCACCUCGGACACCACCUUCAACGAUCUCUGGCGCUUCGAUCUGACGCACAUGCGCUGGGCACGGCCUGUGGCCACGGGCACCUAUCCUUCGCCCAAGGGCAGCGCCUCCAUGGUGGCCUGGAAGGACCAGCUCGUGCUAUUUGGCGGCUGGCGCUACCCCUCGCUGCAUCCGCCCUACCAGCCGUGGUGCCUGUUCGACGAGCUGCACUACUACGAUCUCGGAAAGAAUCGCUGGUUGCUGCGGAACACCAUGCCCUGUCCGCCGCCCAUGGCUGGCCACUCGGCCACGGUGCACGGCGACCGCAUGGUGGUGUUCGGUGGCUACCAGAUCACAGACGAUGUCAACAUCAACUCCAACGACACUUGGGUGCUGGACCUGCCCGAGCAGCGCUGGUGGCAGCCUCUCUUCGUGGGCAACACGCGGCCCAGUGCGCGAUACGGACAAAUCCAGAUCGAGCUGGACAAGAAUCAUCUUCUGGUCGUGGGAGGCUGUGGCGGAGCCAAUCGGGUCUACACGGACGCCUGGCUCUUGGACAUGACGAGAGAUGUGUGGUCGUGGAAGACGCUGACGGUUCGCAACAAGCGCUUCGGGGCCGUCCACAUGUGGUGCAAUCCCGGCUGCAAAGUCAACAACUACCUCGUGGUGGUGGGCCCCUCGCCCAACAUGCCGCAAGACUUUCAAAUGAUGAAGCAGAGUCGGGUGCCCGUGGUCGGCGGACGCGGCCCGCCGCCACCCAAUCCUCACCAGAAUAUGCCACAGCGGGGCCAGCGUAUCCUGAUGCCAGAGCGCCGACUAGCCGGCGGCCUAGGAGGCGGCUUGGGCCAAAACCGAGCGAAUCGUGUGGUGGCGGGCGGAGGAGCUGGCGGCGCUCUGGCUCCGCAGGAACAGUAUUUGGCCAAUCGACGGGCCAUUCUCAACCAGCACAUGCAGCAGGCGCAGCAGUUCAUGCACAACAACAAUGUGAACAACAACAAUAACAAUUAUCAGCCACGAUCCGGUCGCUUGAGCGAUUUGCACGCGCCCCCAGCCCCGGCCCCACCCGCCGCAGCCCCUUCGCCACCCUCACCGCCAGUGCGCGCUCCCUCGCUGGCCGCUGCCGAUGGGGACGUGGAUGCCGCCCAGCGUCUUCAGCGCAAUCUGGCCCUGCGGUGUCGCGACAACGAGCCGCGACUGCCCAAGCGCUUCGAUGAGAUGUACGAGGAUCCCUUUCGAAUGGCCGCCUUCAAUGUGCCCACGCGGUCACGCAGCGCUUCGCGAGAUCACAAUGAACGCAUCCGCCGCAUGGAAGAGAAGAUGAAUGCCAUACGGAACUCGCGGCGGAGCGCGCCCGCCGCCGCCCAGGUGGAGCCCCAGCCGCUGCGCGCGCCCUCCCCGAAGCGACUGCGCUGUAAUGUGCAAUCCCUGUUCGUGUGCGACAUCUCGAGCAUACUCAGCAGCAGCGAACCCGCCCUCGACUGGGUGGAGUACAAGAACUUUGGCGUGUUGCGGGGAGCACCCGAUCGCCUCAUCCUGUCCAGCCUCAUUGCCGGCAAUGGCGAGCUGAUUCUGUUCGGCGGCGUCCACAAGGAGACCCUCACAGACAUCACACACCACGUGUCCAAUUCCAUACACUUCCUGAGUUUUCCCCGUGAUAUUAUUUAAGCUCGGAUCGGGAUCGGGACUUGGACCGGGAUUCCGGCCAGCCAUACAAUAGCCAGCAGACACGAUAGCCAAUGUCUGUGUCUGUUGGUAUGUCUAUGUUUCCCCCUCCCAAACCUAAACCUAAACCUUAACCUAUACCUAAGCUAACGGCAGCAGCCAACUGCUGCUGCCACUCCAAACUCCUUCAAAGAAGUUCGGGCAGAGUUCACUUAGACCGUUUAUUGAGUGUAAUGGAUUAAUGGAUGAGUUGUAUGAUUAAACAUGGUUACCUACUUAAAUUAAAGUAUCCUCCCAUAUGUUACCCUAA
Molecule: messenger RNA, 2551 nt
Organism: Drosophila guanche
Lineage: Eukaryota; Metazoa; Arthropoda; Insecta; Diptera; Drosophilidae
Gene: Fbxo42
Product: F-box only protein 42
Exons: 3
Coding region: 226-2244 (672 amino acids)
Molecular function (GO): protein binding
Source: RefSeq, a predicted model, not a curated record